AUGCCCUCGACAAUCAGCCAAGAUCUGCUUUCCGCCUCAGCGGGAGGUGCAACUAACGGAGAUGACAAUCAGAAUUCCACCUCUUCCACUACUAAUGGUUGUGGAGGAGGUGUCAAUGGACCUCCUGAAUCCCUCGGCAAAUCACCAUCUGUCGUAGCCAUGGUCUCCGCCAACUCUCCCUCCGCUCUAGUUACCACACCUCUAAUGAAUUUCUACGAUGCUUCUGCGGCUAGCGGUGGUGGCAACACCUACGUUUCUCACUCCCAUGUUGGCAAUGCCUCAGCUCGUGUUGGAGGCAAAUCAACUAUUGGGGAUAAUGGUGAUAGUUCCACUCACACUCCUCGUCCCUUCUGGCGCUGCUCUUGGCAGUACUGGGUCAUCCUCAUCUGUGUCCUUGCCUUCCUCCUUGCUGUCAGCUUUGCCGUCUUCUUCUCGGGUCUCUUCGAUCCUCACAAUCCACCACGUAAAGUGGAGCCAAACACCCAAGUGAAGAUACAUUUGGAGCCAAUGGGUUUGUGGGCUGGUCAUUGGCACAUUCAAAGUGACCUCUGCACCAUCUACAACAUCACAUUGACCUCAGAACUCUCCUCGGUUGGAGUGUUUUUACGCUACAGUACGAUGCCCACUAUUGUGCAUUACAGUCAUUUUGAUCGUAUUCUCGGUCGUCAAUUGAAGGUGGAUGCUGUGAUGAAGAAGGAUACCACCGAUCUACCCAAAGAGGCCUUUCCUUCUGUCCCCUCUGCUAUUCAUGCCAAAUCGGUAAGACAAGAGGGCUCUUUGUGCAUUGACUAA
This is a messenger RNA of Hydatigera taeniaeformis, 792 nucleotides long. Lineage: Eukaryota; Metazoa; Platyhelminthes; Cestoda; Cyclophyllidea; Taeniidae. The record is from the annotation of a GenBank genome assembly.